AUGCACGCCCGCAACGUCCUCCUCUUCGCGUCGGUUCUCCUUCCAGUCAUCGGCGCACCUGUGGCUACGCAGGAGAUCAACUCUAUUCAGCAACGUAGUGCCAAUGUCUUGAGUCGACUAGGCUCAUAUAUCUCCAAACGCGAACCGCUCAUCGAGAGAAUACCCACGAAAGCGCUGCCCGACAUCGUCUUCGAGACCAAGCGUGAUGCCGAUACAGAGGAUGCCCCAGCAAUUGAUGAGGAUGAUGAUGACUUUGAAGAGGACGAGGAAGAUGUUACCGAUCUUGAAGUUGAUUCAAGUGAGGUUGAUCCAACAAAGAGAGGACUGCGUGGCACUGGUGGUGCUGGUGGUAACAAACGAGGCCUUCGUACAGUAGGCGGUUCACGCGGUGGAAAGAGAGGCCUUCGUGGUACGGCUGGUGCUGGCGGCCAUAAGCGCAGCGUCGAUGGCAGCGCUGCGGUCGUUGAUAAGAGAGGUCUUCGUGGCAACGGUGGUGCGGGUGGCCACAAGCGCAGUGUCAGUGACAAGAGAGGCCUUCGUGGUACGGCUGGCGCGGGCGGCCAUAAGCGCAGCGUCGAUGGCAACGCUGCGGUCGUUGAUAAGAGAGGUCUUCGUGGCAACGGUGGUGCAGGUGGUCACAAGAGGGGACUCCGCGGUACGGCCGGCGCUGGCGGUCACAAGAGGGGUCUCCGUGGUACAGGCGGUGCUGGCGGUCACAAGAGGUCGCUCUUUGCUCGUUUCUUCGAUUCUUUCCUGGCCUGA
Alternaria incomplexa is the source of this 762-nucleotide messenger RNA. RefSeq lists its product as uncharacterized. Bases 1 to 762 code for a protein of 253 amino acids. The record is from RefSeq and is a predicted model, not a curated record. The transcript has 2 exons. NCBI's taxonomy places the organism in Eukaryota, Fungi, Ascomycota, Dothideomycetes, Pleosporales, Pleosporaceae.